AUGGGCUGUGCCCCUAAUGCUUCUCAUUCUCCAGUCUUCUUGCUUCUUGGGAUGUCCAGAACUCAAGUCCCCCCCACUCUCCUCUUUGUCCUGUUCUUGGCUAUUUACCUGACAACUAUCCUGGGUAACCUGACUUUGGUGCUACUCAUCUCCCGGGACUCCAGACUCCACUCACCUAUGUACUACCUGCUUCGUGGUCUCUCAGUGGUAGACAUGGGUCUGUCCACUGUCAUUUUGCCCCAGUUGCUGGCACACCUGGCCUCUAACUACCCAGCCAUUUCUGCUGUCCGCUGCUUGUCCCAGUUUUUUUUCUUCUAUGCAUUUGGAGUCACAGAUACACUUGUUAUUUCUGUCAUGGCUCUGGAUCGGUACGUGGCCAUUUGUAACCCUCUACACUACCAUGCAGUGAUGAAUCGCCAGCUGUGUGCCCGCUUACUGGCGUUAUGCUGGGUGGUAUCUAUAGUGCACACCAUGUUGCAUGUGGGACUCCUCUUCCCCCUUUACUGGGAUGUUGAUGCUGGGGACAAUGUUAUCCUUCCCCACUUCUUUUGUGACCACCGUCCGCUUCUUCGAUCCUCCUGUUCGGACAUACAUUCCAAUGAGUUGGCUAUAUUCUUGGAAGGAGGCUUCCUCAUGCUAGGUCCCUGUACCCUGAUUUUACUCUCUUAUGUCCGCAUUGGGACCACCAUCCUACGUUUGCCUUCAGCUUCUAGCCGCCGCCGUGCAUUCUCCACCUGUGGAUCCCACCUCACUAUGGUUGGCUUCCUCUAUGGCACCAUCAUUUGGGUAUAUUUCCAGCCUUCUUCCCAGAAAUCACAAGAUCAAGACAUGGUAGCCUCUGUGAUGUACACUGCCAUCACACCCUUGGCCAACCCAUUUGUGUACAGCCUUCGAAACAAAGAUGUCAAGGGUGCACUCCAUAGGCUGCUUGGGCAGGUGAAGGUUAACAUCUGA
This is a messenger RNA of Erinaceus europaeus (western European hedgehog), 954 nucleotides long. RefSeq names its product olfactory receptor 1B1. Gene Ontology annotation, cellular component: membrane. NCBI's taxonomy places the organism in Eukaryota, Metazoa, Chordata, Mammalia, Eulipotyphla, Erinaceidae. Gene Ontology annotation, biological process: G protein-coupled receptor signaling pathway. Gene Ontology annotation, molecular function: G protein-coupled receptor activity; olfactory receptor activity. The transcript has a single exon. The record is from RefSeq and is a predicted model, not a curated record. Bases 1 to 954 code for a protein of 317 amino acids.